Molecule: messenger RNA, 2810 nt
Organism: Carica papaya (papaya)
Lineage: Eukaryota; Viridiplantae; Streptophyta; Magnoliopsida; Brassicales; Caricaceae
Product: Pentatricopeptide repeat (PPR) superfamily protein
Molecular function (GO): protein binding; mRNA binding
Source: RefSeq, a predicted model, not a curated record
ACCAUUGUAGCUUGGAUCUCCAUCGCCAUCUUCCUCCACGACCUUCAUUUUUUGGAUUAAAGCGCAGCUACCUCACUGCUAACCUCCCACUCCCUUGUGGGGAUUCACGAGAACAUCUGCUCGUUUACUCCCAUUAUCAAAAUUUGCUUAUUCGUCAACUUUCACCUCCCAGAAUCAAUUGAUUCUUCUUUCUUUCUUGCUUUCAAGAAAAAAAAAGAGAUUAAUUCUUUCCGUUUCACUCAUUCUGGGUAUUUAUACCAACAAUCUUUUGUAUCACCCUGAAAUGUUUUCUUCCUAUCCUCUCUAGUAUGUAUUUUGUUGGAUUUUACAGUUCCAAAUGUAAAAACGAGCACCAUAGACCUUCAAAGUUUCCUGUUGCGGAGUAACAUGAACCCAACAAGAUAUUCGACUAACCUCUUAAUCAGCCAAGUAAUGGCAGCCAUGAUUCAGAACCGCCCAUUUGAUGCAACUCUUGCAGCCUCAACGAUCACGACCACGAACCCGUGGACUAUUGAUUUAGUCUCUGAUAUCUUAAGAUCCAUACCCAGAUUCUUCUUUCAAUCCCCGCGCUCUAUCAGCCGCCAAAAAGGUCAUCGCCACCGGGCCCCAUUGAAGCAAAGAGACCUUAAAGAAGAACAUAGAAGACGUCAAACCAACGUCCUUGUUCUUGGCCCUGCUGCAUACAGAGACAUGCGAAAAGUUAGUUUAGGACUUAAUAAAGCAAUGGAGUUCUACUACUGGGUGGAGACCCAUUUUAGGUUUGCUCACAAUGAGACGACUUGUAGAGAAAUGGCCUGUGUGUUGGCAAGAGGCAAUAGGUUAAAGGGUCUCUGGAAUUUCCUCAAAGAAAUGUCGAGGAGAGAGAAGGGUAGUCUUGUAAGUAGUGCUACCAUUACCUGUUUGAUAAAAGUUCUAGGAGAAGAAGGCUUGGUUAAUGAGGCCUUGGCCGCAUUUUAUAGGAUGAAGCAGUUACGUUGUAAGCCGGAUGUUUAUGCAUAUAAUACCAUUAUUUAUGUUCUUUGUAGGGUUGGCAAUUUUAAAAAGGCGAAGUUUUUGUUGGAGCAAAUGGAGUUACCUGGCUUUAUAUGCCCUCCAGAUACAUAUACAUAUACCAUAUUGAUUAGUUCUUACUGUAAGUAUAGCAUGCAAACUGGCUGCAGGAAGGCUAUUAGGAGGAGGUUGUGGGAGGCCAACCAUUUGUUUCGCAUUAUGCUUUUUAAGGGUUUUGUUCCUGAUGUAGUGACAUAUAAUUGUUUGAUUGAUGGUUGUUGCAAAACUCAUCGCAUUGAAAGGGCCUUGGAGUUGUUUGAGGAUAUGAAUAAAAGUGGUUGUGCCCCAAAUAAAGUUACAUACAAUUCUUUUAUCAGAUACUACAGUGCUGUAAAUGAGAUUGAUAAGGCUGUUGAAAUGAUGAGGCAGAUGCAGAAAAUGAAUCAUGGGGUACCUACUUCUAGUACUUAUACUCCAAUUAUACAUGGUUUAUGUGAAGCAGGAAGGAUUUCGGAGGCCUGGGAUUUUCUUGUUGAGUUGGUUGAUGGAGGCUCAGUUCCUAGAGAGUAUACCUAUAAAUUGGUUUGUGAUGCACUGAACUCAGUAGGGGAGGCCAAAUUGUUAGAUGAUGAGCUCCAUAAAAGAAUAAGAGCCUGCAUGGAUCAUAGAUAUAGGCAAGUGAUGAAGACAAAGCCAGUUAUGGCACGAAAAAUGGUGGUAUAGUUCGAGAGAAAUUUGGUUCUUUUAUAACCUAGUCAUGCUCAAUCAUAUAAAUAACUGAGGACAGCAUCAAGAGUAGUCGUUGCAAUUUUCAUCGUUGCUGCAGGAAUGAGUCAAACUCUGCAACGAAGCUAGCAAGGAGUGGUUGCUAUAGAUAUACUAGGGGAAUGGAGAUUUGUUGAACAAGGAUCUAAACUUCUCACUCUUAAAUAUGUUCAGGACUUGAUUAAAUUCAUUUUCAUAUCAACAGUAUCCCGAUUACUCCUUCAAUUUGUCUACAACUCUGAGAUUUUUAGAACCUUACAUGCUUAUGCCCGACAUCCAUGGUUAGGACCCAUUUAUCCCAGCUAUGGCUAGUUCUAUAUCUUGAUGUUAAAAAUGGUCUGUAUACAGGUUACUAGGAGAAGAGAAUAAGUUGUACUUGUUUGUUGACGACAUAUGGUUGCCAACUUUCUCAAAUCUCAAUUGUCAGAGCUAGAAGUAUCUAUUUCUGAAAGUGAAGUUUGGUCAGAUGGUCCAAGUCCAAGACUUCAGCUAUCACUGGGUUUCAUCUGGGUGGUUCCUUUUUGGAUUCUGAAGUUCAAGUUUACCGGAUCACUUUAAUUUGGCAUGAGCCAGGCAGUCGUGACUCUCAUAGCUGACAAAGCGAACCUGUAGCAUUUACCACGUUGCUGCAAUCUGCAUCUCCUAUUUGAUCAAACUAUUUCAUUUUCUAAAGGAAGCACUAGAUCAAAUUAUUGAUACAAAAUAGAUAUACUCUGGUUCAGAUAUCUCUGCCCAUUUACAGUGGACAACAAGAUACCUGCUGAAAUAGGUUUGGAUGUGAUGAUUCAGAUUAAUACUUGUUUUGUUGAAUUAUGUCCUGUGGAAGGCCCAGGAAGCCAUUCACUUCUGCUGUAAGAUCAAGUUCUGUGGUUGUAUAAUGUUGACAACUUGCCUGCCUGUCUUAACAAAUUACAGAGGAAGUAUACUGGAGGCCUUGCUGUUCUCCAAAAACAGGUAUUGGGAUAUACAUAUAUGUAUGUAUGUAUGCAUGUAUGUGUGUAUGUAUGUGACAAUGAAGUUUAUGAUUGAUAGAUAUAAACAUACUUAAUUACAAA